Myxocyprinus asiaticus (Chinese sucker) is the source of this 3571-nucleotide messenger RNA. Its product is annotated as syntaxin-binding protein 4-like. Lineage: Eukaryota; Metazoa; Chordata; Actinopteri; Cypriniformes; Catostomidae. Bases 143 to 2242 code for a protein of 699 amino acids. The record is from RefSeq and is a predicted model, not a curated record. The transcript has 22 exons. Gene Ontology annotation, molecular function: protein binding.
UGCUCAACGUGGGAGGCUGUGAAUCAGACAUGACAUGAAAUCGCGGUGAUGCGUCUGAUGCAAAUAUUUGGAGGCACCGUUUAAUUCCGUGACAGAGGAUUCGGAGCACAAUAUUUCAACCUUAACGUUUCUGUUGGAUGCAAUGUCCUAUCUGAAACCCCGGGGGAGAGAACUCGAGCGCUUUGAUGGACUUUCGCUCAUUUACUGGACACUGAUGGGUCCGUAUGGAGUAGAUCGAGCAGUGCAUUCUAUGGAUUUUACAGAUUGUGAAAAUGGAUUAGGAAUCAAAGUGAUUGGUGGUGUGAAAGAACUAACUGGAGAGGAAUAUGGAGUUUAUGUGAAGAGAAUCUUACCUGGUGGCCUUGCUUCCGGUGAUGGAAACCUACAGCCUGGAGACCAAAUCCUGGAGGUAAAUGGUGAAAGCUUAAUUGGUGUGACAAGUGAAAGGGCGGUGGACAUUCUUAGAGCAGCAUCCUCAACUAAUCACAUGCGCCUUCUGAUUGCCAGGGAUGAGGAAGCCAGGCGGGAAUUUGCAGAGCUUCUUGAAAAAUAUGGCUCAAACGGCAGCACGGGAUCUACCAGGAAUUCUCCCAUUCAGCAUACAGGCAGAUACUUGGACAGCACAUCUUCAGGGUCUUCAUCCAGAUCUCAGAGUCCACUCUUGCUUAGUCCUGCAGGCUCUCAGAGUAAUUACAACAGUACAGGACCCUUGCUACGCUCCCUAAGUCACCCAGGUGAAGGUGUGAUUCAGCUCAUAUCAAUUGCCCGCUCCUGCAGUCUGGGUAUUGCCAUCGGAGGAGGCUCCAACAGACCUGACGGCCCUGCAGUUUUCAUCCAGGAAGUGCUGUCUGGAGGAGAUUGUCAUCGGGAUGGACGGCUCAGACCUGGAGAUCAGCUUAUUGCCAUUAACAAGGAGUCAUUGAUAGGUGUCACACAUGAGGAGGGCAAAAGUGUGCUCAACAAAGUCAAAUUCAGUCAGGAGCCAGUGGUGGAUAUUGCCUUCAUCCCAGGGAAAGGCCCUUUCUCCAACAGCACUUCAUUACAUAAUGGGGUUCAGAGGGGGGUUGGGAAUGGAUACAACUCCAGCCGGUUAAAAGUUAAUGUCCGAUCUCAUGAGAUGCAACGAGAGGAAACGACUCCAGUACUUUCAUCCUCUCCUGAUAUCUGCCCUCCUGACAUACAAGUUUCAGCUUCCAACGCACAGAGACCAGCCGCUGUUUCCAAGCCCAAGAUCUCGCUGGACCCCCAUAUACGGCUCAAAGCAGAGAAGCUUGAUCUGGCUCUGUCGUAUCUGGGUCUGGAUGUUACAGAAGAGAAGAGACGGCAGCUCAGAGAGAGUCUCACUACAGACCCUCAGGGGACAGUGUCAUAUGGAGACUUUGUGGACGCCACACGCAGUGUUUAUCAAGAGAAGCUGGAGGAGGCGGGACUAGGACAAGGGCCCUUUAUGUUCUCCUAUCAGGAAGCAGCUAGCUUGAUGGACACUUCUGCUUUUCACUCCCCAACAUAUGAGUCAGAGUGCAGCUACAGCAGUGAGGAGCUGGAGGAGUUUCAGACGGAAGUCAAACAACUUCAGAUGCAAAUGAAACAACUCAAGGUGUUACUGAAAGACACAGAAGACAGUAAGAAGACUCUGGAGGAGGAACUGCAGAAGACAGCUGAGAAGGCCACAGCCACAGUGGAGGAGAAUAAGUCUCUGAAGAGUAAGCUACAGGUUGCAGAGGCGGUUCAGAGGCAGACUAACAGUGCCGAGCAGGACUAUGAGGAGGUCAUUCAGCUCCUGGAGGCUGAAAUCAAAGAUCUGAAGAACCAGCUAUCCGGAAAGAAACAAAGAGGCCUGGAGGCUACCAAAGAAGAUGUGAUGGAACUGAACAGGAGACUCACUGCCAUUGACAGUCAGUUGAGAAAGUCUGAACUGACAAGGAAACACCUGGAGAUAUCCAACAAGAAGCUUAUUGGCUUUGCUCAGAAUGUCCACAAAGUUCUCACCAACACCGGCUUAUUUGGAAUAGAAAGUGGGAGCAUGAGAGCAUCUCCAACGACUGACAUCCCUGACACACCCUCCCCCAUCCCUGACCCUGCCUGCCAGCUCGCGGCUGAGGCCAAAGAGCUCGUGGAUGGUGUCUGUUCACUUUGCACUGAGGAUCACUCAUUACCGCAGUAUGUAGAGGGAUGCAUUGCAAAGGCCAGAGACGACUCUGAUUCAGACCUCAUUCACUGGCCACAGCCUCCCCUCAUCUGAGAUCCUGCUGUAAGAGAGCAGACAUCAGUAGAGGAUCUGGGAUGGAAAGGAACUGGGGUGAAUCUCAGAAGAUGGAGCGAGGUUGAACUGAAAAAAUACUGUGGAAAAAGCUCUAUCAGCUGAUCAGGUCUACUGAUCAAAAGAGUGUUUUUUUAAUUAAAAAAACACAACAGUCCAUGUACAUAUAUGUACACUUGUAGCAUUACUCAGUGUCAUAAUGUAGAUUGAAAAUUAAAACAAACAAGCAAGAAAACGCCACCAUCCAUUAUAGAAGUGACUUUGAAAUGCUCAAGGGUAAUUUUGAUCAAUGUGCCAUGUGCAACAUUUACUGUAUUUCAGCAGAUUAUGUGGUUACAAUGCACAGUUAUAGAGAAGCUGCAAUAUUAAAAAGAGAAAGAGAGCUUUCUAUACUAUGAUGUUUCAUCAUACAGUAUAUCUCCCCAUUAAACAAAUGUAAUGUAAACAUGUGGCUGACCUCUCUAUUAGAGUUAGGUAAUAAUACACAGAACAUGUUUUACAUUUCACUUAGGGAACUUGGGGCACAGUCCCCACUUUUCAUCAUUUGAUAUGAUGCUUAUUUGUAUUUGUUCUGAGAAGUGCUAUGAUGUUUUGAAGAUUUUAUAUUUUGAGUCCAAAUCUUUUAUUAUUGAGGACGCGUGGACAUGCUUGCUUCUAAGUAUGUACGCAGUUGUUGUUAUAAUCCUCGUAAAUCUUGCAGUCAAAUCCUCUGAUGUCCUCUUCAUGUCCUUGCUGUUUAUGUCAUUCUGUGCUCAGACACAUUUGCAGCACAGGUUAGUCCAAUGUCAGCCAGCAUCCUUUUCCAUUACUAUCAGGUAUAGUCUGUUAAGUGCUUAGGGAAAUAAUCCUUCAUAGCUUUUUUCUUUGAUGGAUGGUAACUUUGGUCAUUUCAGAAGUGCAUCUUAGUUCUGGUGUCCUCAUGACUAUACUGAUUGUACUAGGAGGAUUUUGGUUGUCAUGGCAUCAUCGAGUAAUGGAGGUCAUAUUGCAGUGUUCCAUCCCAAAUGCAUCCAUUCAGCUAAACAAUACACAUGGUUCAGAUUACUGCUCUCAUAACCACACUGUAUUCAACUGUUUUGUCUUGGAAUAUAUGGUAGGAUCACUUCUAUCAGUGUGUAAUAUGGACGGUGGUGACAUUCAUUUCCUGAGGAUAAAGGUGGAACUGUAUGUAACAGUAAUUGUAAGGUUAUGCAGGUUUGAAUAUAUAAAUAACAGCACAUGCUCUAAAAAUGCUGACCUGUAGUCCUGUGAUUUAACUAGAUCGCAUCAUAUGUGUGGCCUAAAUGUCUUUCUUUUAAUGUUUUUAUUAAA